Messenger RNA from Glossina fuscipes, 2931 nucleotides. RefSeq lists its product as uncharacterized. The record is from RefSeq and is a predicted model, not a curated record. Lineage: Eukaryota; Metazoa; Arthropoda; Insecta; Diptera; Glossinidae. The transcript is spliced from 2 exons. Bases 501 to 1151 code for a protein of 216 amino acids.
UUAAAAAAGUAAAACAAUUAUUGAAAAUUUCUGUCUUGAAUAUAAAAUUGUAAAAAAAUAAAAACAAUUUGAUUAUGAUAAUAAGAAGUAACAACACAAUUAACUCGAUAUAUAAUUAGGGAAGCGAUUAGCACAUAAAUUGUUAUUUACUUAAAAUAUAUAUGUAUACAUUUUUAUAGCAAACAUAGACCCGACGUCUAUCUAAUACCUUUCAAGCUUCAUUUAAUAAUUUGCCGACUCAUACAUACACAUUGUUGAGCGUAACUAUACCAUAAAUGUAUGAUGACCGAAUAUAUGUAAAGGAAAAAAAACAUCUCCGUUUACCGCUAUAAAUUCCUACCUAAAAGUACACGAAAAAUGACCCUUUGCUCAAAGAUUAUAUUCAGAAACUUAUAGAUAACUUGCAGUUUGAGAAAACACGAUCGGAAAAUCUUUUAGCUAAGAAUAGGCAGUUAAAUGAUAAGGUCAAUAAACUGGAAAAUGAAAUUAAAACUUUGAAAAUGAAAAAGGAGAGAUUAGAGGAACUCAGCGAUAAACUGCAACGUGAUAUGACGCUAAUACAAAUCAGUCAAAAAAGUAAUGCUCUUAAUAUAAAUACUCAAGCCAUUUCGAACGGAUCAAAUACUGUAAGCGAUGAACCUGCGACUGAUAACAACACUGGUAGUUGUAAUAAUGGGGAUGAUGACGAUAGUAAUUGCAUUAUAGUAAAAGGUCUGCAUAAAAAUGCUUUAGCCAGCUCGUUGCCCGGAAUCAUUGCGGAUAUGGGACGUGUAAUGAAAUUAAAAUUAACGAAAGAUGAUUUGAAACGCGUUACAAUUAUGAAGCGUAAAUUCUAUGAGCGUCAUAAUCUCGAAACGGAUACGAUGAUCUUGAUUGUGCAAUUUCAUAAACUUGAUAUGAAAGUUGAUUUUCUUAAACAUAAAGAGAAAUGCAAAAAGCAUCCGGCCUAUGCCAGCGUAAAUGUUGAAGAUUAUGUUAGCGAGAACACGUACAAUUUGUGUCAGUAUGCUAAAAUUCUUAAAACGUAUGGUUACGCUGCGGUCUAUUGGCGGAAUAAUUGCGUUUAUGCUAAGAAAACUAAUUCUACGGACUGUAGAGAGAUACCGAUUCAUACACGUUCCCAGGUGGAUGCACUAAAGUUCUCCAUCUGAUUUUCUUUGUUUUAUCGCAAUCUUAAAAAGCUAAUGUUUUCCGUAUUAAUCUGCGCUAAAUCAUUGUAAAAUAAUGGCUUCUUUUGGAGUACAAUUUUACAACCGUGAACGAGGUAACCAUCUUAUUUUUUUACCAAAAAUAUAUUCGGACUAAAAAAAAUAAAGAAGAAAAAUAAGAAAACUAAUUAUAAUAGCGGUUAACAACCGCGAAGGGGAAAAAUCAAACCGCAAUCAUCUUCAAGGAAAAUACUCAAUCUGUACCGAUAUCUGUUACCUGAUGUUGAAGUUACAUUUCAGUUAUUCGGAUUUCUAAGAUUCGGAUUUGUCGCAUGCGGCAAAAUUUUCCUCUCAAUAUACGUACAAGAACUGUGUGUCGGUCAACGUCGAGGCGCUGAGUAUUUCUCAUAAAAGUUUAUUAAAUUUGAUUUUGAUUUAAAAAACUUUCAUAUUUUUUUGUUUUAUUAAAUAGUACUUAUUUUAAGACAUAUUUUAUUGCGUUCAUUUUCGUGUAAAAAAAAAUAAAUGCUAAUGUGCUAGUUGCAGCUUAGUUUUGCUGACUUAAGCGGGCUGACACAAGAAUUCUUAAAUGCAUUUGUUCGAUGCAGCUAAAUCCAUUGGGGUGGAGGAACGAUGUGGGCGCUAUUCAGUGAAUGUUACGUCGCGGUACUAAGUCUUGUUAACAUCACCGUAAGCAUAGUGCAUAAUUGCUACUCUGACAUUCCAUUCGCAUUUCCGAAAUUUCCCAUUGAAAUCGCACUAAGAGACAAUUUUGUUUAGAUCGGAGUGAAGCGAAUGCACAGGUUCAGUUAAGAAGACAGCAGCAACUUAAUGUCAUCUGCAAAAAUAAGGAUAUUAGAAUAUAGCUCAAUAGAGAAUUUCUACCUUUGGAAAGUGGAAAUGAUGGGACGUCGAUAUGUUACUUACAGUACUCUAGCUGUUACAUACAUAUCUAGUAUGUCAAGUCAUGUUGGUGGCGAGUGUCCUUUCUUUUUUAAUUUUCCUCCUAUUAUCUAUAAGAUUUAUCUUCUAUUCAUAAUGCAUAAUUCGUUUUGCAGUUCCAUCUCCAGAUAUGCGAUUUGCCUUUAAAAUUCAUUUCUACAACAAAGUAUUACAAAACACUUUGCUUUUCACAACUUUGAAGAGGGCGCGCCUAUUCCAUAACUACUAAAGUAAAAUAAGAGCCUUCAACUUCUUAAUGCAAGAACUCCGAAGAACGUGGCAUUCCCAGAAUUAAUUUUGAACAGUCUUGCCACAAGUAAAAAAAUUGUUUUUAAAUUUUUCUUUCCUUGCUUGAAUUUAUAAGUUGAGGUACCGACAUUUCGACAUGUGCCCGUUUCUACUACAGGGGAUAAAUUUGAUCUGCUUUCUAUAUGCAAGACGGCAGUCGGAGAAAUGAAGAUAGAAAAACUCAGAUUCCUCCAUGAUCGAUUAAGAAUAGAAGGAUCAAAAAUGGAUGUGGUCUGCAAACAUAUUCACCCACAAUAGAAAAAAAAAAAUGAAUGAUUUUUCCAUUUUCAAGUCGAACGAUCACAGAAACACUACUCCCUUUCUUCACCCGACUCUUCUUAUAACCUUUCCUGACUGUCUCGUAUCUAUAGGGGACAUGCCCGGUCAUAGAAAAAACUUUAUAAAUAUUUUCGUCUAUAAGUUUCAAUACCGAGAAGGUGCUCUUACUGUGCAGGUAUUUAUCAGGAGCACCGUCACGAUCGAUUCAAAAGCAAUUAAAACAGUUCAUUUCGCUUGUAUAAUUUUUGCCUGAUUGUAAGUCAUUAUCUUGAAA